This is a messenger RNA of Salvelinus fontinalis (brook trout), 3431 nucleotides long. It is a transcript of the gene brd8a, whose product is annotated as bromodomain containing 8a. Gene Ontology annotation, cellular component: NuA4 histone acetyltransferase complex. Gene Ontology annotation, molecular function: protein binding. The record is from RefSeq and is a predicted model, not a curated record. The transcript has 20 exons. Bases 258 to 2768 code for a protein of 836 amino acids. Lineage: Eukaryota; Metazoa; Chordata; Actinopteri; Salmoniformes; Salmonidae.
GUCGGACAUGGGACUAUUUAACCCUGUAGUUAUUUGACUCGUCGUUCUGCGGUGCUGUACAUGUAAUGCAAAGAAAACAUGAAAUAGCUUAGAUAAUGUACAUAUCAUUAUAGUUCUGCACAGCGGCAGCCACAGUGAGUCUACGCAAAAUAAAUAUUUCCCAUUUUCUCUUUGUUUAAUCUGAAUGAUCUAACUUGGUUUACUGUAGACCGAGUGGGUGGGUGGAGUGAGUACAGUAUCUGCUGUAUAACAAGAAGAUGGCGAGCGGGGUUGGAAAACACAAGUUGCUCUCCAUGGGGCCAACUGAGCCAUGGUCGGUGAGGGAGAAGCUGUGCUUGGCUACCUCUGUCAUGAAGAGCGGGGACCAGAACUGGGUGUCUGUCAGUCGAGCCAUCAAACCAUUUGCAGAGCCAGGACGACCCCCUGAUUGGUUCUCACAAAAGCACUGUGCUUCCCAGUACUCAGAGCUCCUGGAGACAACAGAGACCCCAAAACGGAAACGUGGUGAGAAAGGUGAGGUGGUGGAGACGGUGGAGGAUGUGAUAGUCCGCAGGCUCACGGCAGAGAGGAUUGAUGAACUGAAGAGACUGAUCAAAGACACACAGGAGAAGCACAGGAAGCUGAAGACUGAGGCAGAGCUGAUCCAAGCCGGGCACCUGGACUCCAAGCUAGAGGAUCUAUGGGGAGAGAUUGUGCAGAAGAAGAAACAGGAACAGGACGAGGCAGACGUGAAAAGGAAGGUCACUGACACAGCCUAUCUAGCCAGACAGGCGGUGAAGAACACCCCUAAAAGAGUGCCCAGUGUGACCGUGCGCUCUCCCCUGGGGUGCGGCUCGCCAAGCCUCGAGUUCUGCCAAGGGGACACACCCCAGAGCACACCCGAGGACCCCAGCACCUCAGUGACUGCACCAGGAGUAGCAGGGUUCAUGCCCCUGACUGAGGCCUGUGGGCUGGGUGGUGCAGAGUCAGGCCUGGGCACUCUUCUGGAUGAAUCCCCACAAAAGAAGCUCUUGGGCCAGAAAGCCACGCCGCCACCAUCCCCUCUCCUCUCUGAGCUACUGAAGAAAGGCAGUCUCCUACCCACAAGCCCCAGACUGGUUGGAGAUGGUGACCUGCCUGGUAAUAUGACAAUAGCACAUGACCUACAGCUCACAGGCUCUGUUCUGUUUGGCAGUCUAGCAACAGGUGCCCCUACACUUUCUCGUCUGCUGGAGGCUGGGCCUCAGUUUUCAACUCCGCUGGACUCCUUGGCCAGCAGCACAGACUCCUCCAGUGUCCUUCUCACUGCUGCUUCACCCCCCACUAUGGACUCCCCCGCCUCACUACACACAGGAGGGAAUGAGGUGGGGGCCUCCCAGCCUGGCCCAGGGGAUGAGACAGAAGAAGACCUAGCGACGGUGUCCUACAUGGCAGAAGAAUUGGACCUGGAGACAGUGGGGGACAUCAUCGCCAUCAUCGAGGACAAGGGUGAUGAGAAUACUGAGGCUUUGGAUGCGGCUGCAGUGGAGGCUGCUCUGUCCCUGUGUGAGGAGACAGGCCAUGCCCUGUCUGGCCAUUGGGAGCCAGGGCCCUUCAAGUCCCCUGAGUCUGACCCUUCUGGGUCCUCACACCUCUCCUCCUCACACCUCUCCUCCCUCGCUGGCAGUCUGGAGGUGAAGAGGGAGGUCCUGCAGUUACGGGGUGGGACCUCUGCAUGUGACAGCCAGGACAACUGUCCCUCAGGGUACCCACACCCCCUGGGCAUCAGCGGCCUUCCUUCCUCCUCCUGCUCGUCUAUGAUGCUGGAGCACAGCCAGGCUAUUGGGGCUCGUCUGCAGCCUGGGGCCAUGGGCGGGGCCGAUGGGGAGGGAAGCCCAGUCUCUCCUCACGCCACCAUCAGGUGUGAGAGUGAAGAGUGGACGCAGCAAGGAGUUGCACAUGCAGACUCCGAGGAUGGCCCCAUGACAAGAAGACAUUCCAAGGACGUGAAGGAGGAAGAGGGGGUGAGUGACGGAGAGGAGGGGAGUGCCUCAGAGACUAAAGAGGGCCUGGAUGGGGAUGGGGGGGAUGAGGAGGGGGACGGAGCAGAGGCCUACCUGUCGGAGGCAGAGGGGGAGACCGAGCUGGAACCCCCAGCCAGUGAGAGUGAGGACGGUUACAGUCUGCACACAGCCUCCUCCUCUCUGCAGCUCCACACCACUGCAGACUCUAUCCCCAGCAGCCCUGCCUCCUCCCAGUUUUCAAUGUGCAGUGAGGACCAGGAGGCCAGACAGGCUCAGAAGAUCUGGAAAAAAGCCAUCAUGCUGGUAUGGCGUGCAGCUGCCAAUCAUAGGUAUGCUAAUGUAUUUCUGCAGCCUGUGACUGAUGACAUUGCCCCAGGGUACCACAGUAUUGUUCACAGGCCCAUGGACCUGUCCACCAUUAAGAAGAACAUUGAGACCGGUCUGAUCCGUACCACGGCAGAGUUCCAGCGGGACAUCAUGCUGAUGUUCCAGAACGCGGUGAUGUACAACAGCUGUGACCAUGACGUGUUCCACAUGGCUCUGGAGAUGCAGAGGGACGUCCUUGAACAGAUUCAGCAGUUCCUGGCCACACAGCUCAUCAUGCAGACCUCCGAGUCGGGCGUCAGCGCCAAGAGCCUGAGGGGCCGAGAGAGCACCCGCAAGCAGGACCCCUCGGACAAGGACAGUGUCCCCAUGGCCUCUCCUGCCUUCCUUCUCUCUCUCUUUGAUGGGGGCACCAGGGGGCGCCGUUGUGCCAUAGAAGCUGACCUGAAGAUGAAGAAAUAAGCUGCAGGGAAGCAGCUGAAGACUGGAAUAAGUCUGUCUGAUUGGUGUCCUCCGUGGUCAUGUCCCACUUGAUUACGCUAACGAAGGACACCACAGUCGGGGUCAAUGUCGUUUCAUGUCCUGUCACUUCAAUUGGACAUGGCGUGUCUCGCUGAGAGAGCCAUUCCUGAAUUGCAGUUUAGAGAAAAACGCAACGACAGCUGGGCGAUAGACAAAAAUCUAUCCAUGAUAAAAAAAAAAUACCAUGAUAAAAUAGAAUACGUUUAUAACAUUAAUGUGCAGCAGUUCUUUAUUACCUUAACUACGAGUACUUUGAAUGUUGUAGCUAUCAAUUGUCCCAUUUAACUAUCACCCAUAUUAGCAGACUCAUUUAAUUUCAAACUUCACAUUUCUCCAGUAUAGGCUUCUUAUCGUAAUGAAAGACAUAAACAAAAAGUCCACGAUAAGUGGUCGGUUCAGUCGGUGUCGAUCAUUUCCGGUUUAUCGUCCCAGCUCUAAACUCACCCCCAGCACUGAGAAUCACUUAUACCCCAACUCCUGAAUGUGUCAACAGAAAACAUAGACCUUGCAUUGUGUAUGUCAAUUGUUUUGAAGUCCUCUGUAUAGUAUUGUACAGGCAUGUCCCUUGUGUACAUAUGGUGACCCAAUAAAUAUUUGUCGCAA